AUGAUUUGAACCAAUGGAAAAAUCAAAUCCUCUGCCAUUUCUAUCCAUUAUUGUUCUUCUUCUUCAUGUCUCUAACUCUAUGGUAACCCCAUCAAGAGAGUCCGCGUAUGGCACUUUUCUUCAGUGUCUUAAAAGACACACAAACCAACAAGAUCAAGUUUCCAACAUAGUCUAUGCCCCAACAAAUGCAUCCUACAACUCUCUACUUCGAAACUUAGUUCGAAAUGCCCGGUUCAACACCCCCUCCACCCCAAAACCUUUACUUAUUUUCACCCCUCUGCAUGAACAUCAAGUACAGGAUGCAGUGGUUUGUGCCAAAAGCAUUGGUGUUCAGCUCAAAAUCAGGAGUGGGGGCCAUGAUUUUGAUGGUGUUUCAUAUGUCUCUGAGGUGCCCUUUAUUAUCCUUGACAUGUUCAGCUUUCAGAAUGUCACUGUGGAUAUACAAAAUGAGAUUGCUGUGGUUCAAGCUGGUGCAAGUCUUGGACAAGUUUAUUACAGGAUUUGGGAGAAGAGUAAGAUUCAUGGGUUCCCUGCAGGAGUUUGUCCAACUGUAGGUGUCGGUGGCCACUUGAGUGGAGGAGGGUAUGGUGACAUGUUAAGAAAAUAUGGCCUAUCUGUUGAUUAUGUUAUUGAUGCCAAAAUUGUUGAUGUCAAAGGUAGGAUUCUUAAUAGGAAAUCUAUGGGGGAAGAUCUUUUCUGGGCCAUAAGAGGAGGGGGAGGUGCAAGUUUUGGAGUCAUAUUAUCAUACACAGUUAAGCUAGUUCAAGUACCAGAAAAGGUUACAGUUUUUCAAGUUGACAACACUUUGGAGCAGAAUGCCACUGAUAUUGUUGUCCAGUGGCAGCAGGUUGCUCCACAUACAGAUGAAAGGCUUUUCAUGAGGCUGCUCUUGCAACCUGUGACUGUGAGUUCUAAGGUUAUAAAGAAGCAGAAAACCAUUAGAGCCUCAGUUGUGGCUUUGUUUCUUGGAGGGGCUGAUGAACUUGUAACAAUGUUGGAGAAGGAGUUUCCUUUGCUGGGACUAAAGAAGGAAAUUUGUAAGGAAAUGAGGUGGAUUGAUUCUGUGCUUUGGUGGGCUAAUUAUAACGAUGGUUCCUCACUGAAUGCACUGCUUGACCGAAACCAUUACUCAGUGCAUUCCAACAAAAGGAAAUCAGAUUAUGUGAAGACACCAAUUUCAAAAGAUGGGUUGAAAUGGAUAUGGAAGAAAAUGAUUGAAUUGGGAAAUGUUGGGCUUGUUUUCAAUCCUUAUGGGGGAAAAAUGAAUGAGGUUACUUCUGAUGCUACACCUUUUCCUCACCGUUCAGGGAAUCUGUACAAAAUUCAGUACCAUGUGAGUUGGCAGGAACAAGGAGCUGUUGCAGACAAGAAUUUCAUUGGUCAGAUUAGAAUGCUAUACAGUUACAUGACCCCAUUUGUGUCUAAGAAUCCAAGGAGUGCCUACUUGAAUUACAGGGACGUUGAUAUUGGUAUCAAUAGUCAUGGUUUAAAUAACUAUGAAGAUGGGAAGGUUUAUGGUAUCAAGUACUUCAACAAAAAUUUUGAAAGGUUGGUGAAGGUUAAGACUGCAAUUGAUCCAGAAAACUUUUUCUGGAAUGAACAAAGUAUCCCAACACUUCCAAGCAAGGCAUAGGGAACACAAC
Molecule: messenger RNA, 1643 nt
Organism: Gastrolobium bilobum
Lineage: Eukaryota; Viridiplantae; Streptophyta; Magnoliopsida; Fabales; Fabaceae
Product: berberine bridge enzyme-like 21
Exons: 1
Coding region: 14-1633 (539 amino acids)
Molecular function (GO): FAD binding; oxidoreductase activity
Source: RefSeq, a predicted model, not a curated record